Messenger RNA from Haemorhous mexicanus (house finch), 3423 nucleotides. RefSeq names its product transmembrane p24 trafficking protein 5 (gene TMED5). Gene Ontology annotation, biological process: Golgi organization; endoplasmic reticulum to Golgi vesicle-mediated transport; intracellular protein transport. The transcript is spliced from 4 exons. NCBI's taxonomy places the organism in Eukaryota, Metazoa, Chordata, Aves, Passeriformes, Fringillidae. Gene Ontology annotation, cellular component: COPII-coated ER to Golgi transport vesicle; endoplasmic reticulum-Golgi intermediate compartment; endoplasmic reticulum. The coding region runs from base 37 to 717 and encodes 226 amino acids. The record is from RefSeq and is a predicted model, not a curated record.
GCGCGCGGGGGCUGCGCGCUGCGAGGCGCUGCCGCGAUGGGGCCGCGGCUGCUGCUGGUGCCGCUCGGGUGCCUCGCGCUGCUGCUGCCGCCGCCCGGCGCCGCCGAGUUCAGCCCCUCCCUGGACAGCGACUUCACGUUCACGCUGCCCGCCGGCCGUAAGGAGUGCUUCUACCAGCCCAUGCGCAAGGAGGCCUCGCUGGAGCUCGAGUACCAGGUUCUAGAUGGAGCAGGAUUAGAUGUUGAUUUUCAUCUGCUCUCCCCAAAAGGUGAAACUCUAGUUUUUGAUGAAAGAAAAUCAGAUGGAGUUCAUACUGUGGAAACAGAAGAUGGGGAUUACAUGUUCUGCUUUGACAACACAUUCAGUACCAUUUCUGAAAAGGUGAUUUUCUUUGAAUUGAUCCUGGACAAUAUGGGAGAAGAUGGUCAAGAUGAGGAAGAUUGGAAGAAGUACGUUACAGGCACAGAUCUCCUAGACAUGAAGUUGGAAGAUAUUUUGGAAUCCAUCAACAGUGUCAAAGCCAGAUUAAGCAAAAGUGUCCAGAUUCAGACCCUGCUCAGAGCAUUUGAGGCUCGUGACCGAAACAUACAAGAAAGCAACUUUGACAGAGUGAAUUUCUGGUCCAUGGUCAACUUGGGAGUAAUGGUGGUGGUAUCAGCUGUUCAGGUUUACAUGUUGAAAAGUCUCUUUGAAGAUAAGAGGAAAAGUAGAACUUAAUAUUCAUUAAUGUUCAUAUUAUGAUCAUAACAAUAUAACAGGUAUGGGGGAGAAGGGAGCAAUAAACUACAGUAAAGACAAUAGAGACCUUUCAGAUUCUUUUGAGCAGACAGUAAAAAUCAGGUUUUCAAUUCAUAUUGGGCUUUUUGGAUGUGAUAGUGCUGGUCUUGUUUGUGUUUGGGGGUUUUCUGUUGUUUUUUGUGGUAGUUGGUUGGGUUUUUUUUAAACAUGAACAUCAUGCAUCUUGCCAAGCUCUCCCAGUUUUCCAAAUGCUACUAACUAUUUUUUGUACUUGUAGGAUUUGUUAAUGAUUGUUAAUUCUUAUCUUAUGCAUAGCACACUUGGUGCAUAUGCAAAGUAAUAUUAAUAUAACUGUCAUUAUCUUCAUUUUCACAUGAAAGUUUAAGUAGUAACUUAGACAUUGGUUUAGUUGCUGUUAAAUACUGAGUGAAUUUACAUGUGCAUAAGUUUACAGGAUUGGUUGUUACUGUCAUUUUUCUUCAAAGUUAUAUGUUUUUUAAAAUCCUAAGUUUUUGUUCUUUGGUAUCAUGGAGAAACACUGGGCUAACUAUGUAAGAACAUGACAUCUCCUUUUAUAACAGAUGACUAAUAUCAGCACUUUAAAAAAAGCACCAUCAAUGUGAAAUUGAGGCAGUUUUGAAAAACAAUUGGAGAAAAUAGAUACAAUUCCUGUUCAAAAAUCCUUCUGUUCUGUAGUUCCAAAAUCCUGUUGGCUUUGUUUUCCUUUUUGGCUGUUACAUGGGACAAGUGACUAUGUGGUAUGCAAAUAAAUAGAGGCACAGUUUGAAGUAUGACUUGCAAAUUCUUAGUUACUGUAACCUCCUGUAAUAGAUAAUUAUUUAAAAAGUAAUUUCUCAUGGUUUUUUCCUUUUAUUAAAGGCAGGGGGUGUUCAUGGUAUGCCAAAACAAGCAUUGAUUGUUGUAGUGUCAAAAUCCCUCUUCUUUUCCACUUUAUUCCAACCAUGACUAAUGUUACAGUCAGGUGACUUACAUAGGCCUAUAAAACCAAAGCUGUUCACCUAAACUUUCCCUUUUUGCUCAUCCUCACAAGUCUUUCAGCUGUGUAAGUACAUUCUUCAUAAAACCCAUGUUUCUGUACGUAGCUGUUCAUCUGAAUAAGGCACAAAUCACAGGGGCAGUAAGUACAGGCCUCAAGUUUUAUGAUCAACUGAGUAUGUAGUACCACUAUCACUAAGCCAAAGCUAAUACCAAAUCAGAAAUGUAUAAUAUCUAGGUAAGUGGCUUUUAACAGUGUAGUGAGGGUAUAGAGUUUUUGCCAAAACCCCUGGUGCGUGAGAAUUAACUUUUUUUAAGUAGUUUCAAGUUAGUACUUCUUACAAUGUGCCAAGUCAUUGGAAUUUCUUGUAUAAAUGUGUUAACUGCAUUUCAUCAUAAGAGUUUUUUAAAAACUUUAUUAAAAACACUUUUUUAAAAAGUAUUUUAAAAACAGUAUAUGUAAUAGUGUUGUGCCUGUUGUGGGGUCAUCUGUAUGAAUGGCAGAGUUGCAACUUGGAGACUUUCUGUGAUUAAAUAGUGUUUUAUGAAUAAAAACAGGGUCAAUAGUGCAUUGAAGAAAUAUAUUGUUCAAAUGAAACAGAUGCUUGCAAGGGCUACAGAACAUCAAAAAAGCACUUCAGCUUCAAUUUCAGAGAAGAGGACCUAGCAAUAAUAUUUCUAAAUAGUUUUUAUAAGUAAAAUAAUAAUUAUUAUUAUUACAGAACUUGUUAUAGAUGGCUCCAAAGGCUGUUGAGCUACUUCAUCUUUCUGCAAAACUGUGUCCAAAAUAAGACUGUACCCCUUUAAGGUUUUGUGUAUCUUACUUCCAUGUGAUGCUUUCUGUUCUAAGCUGCCUGGAAGUAGAAAGCUUAUUUCUGUGAUAAGAACAAUAUCUAGGAAAAAAAUAAUUGUUUCAACUAGAGUAGCAAAUGUUUUCCUGCCACUUCCCUAUCCCUCUCCCAGUAGCACCAUGUUGUUACCUUUGCUUGCAUCACCAUGUGUGAUGCUCCAAACCAUCUGCAAAAUGCUGAACCAGCUCUGGGAAGCUGUGACUAAGACAUCUACCUCUGCUCUCCAAGCUACUAGAGUCAGGAUUUCAGCUUAGAACUCCAACAGAUAAGCUCUGCCAAGUUUGCCAAGGGCACCUUAAGGGAUUGGUUUCCCCAGCUGCUCUGCUGUGCCUCUGUAGCUACACAUCAGUGGCAAAACCCUUUGGUGUCCCAGUUUAACCUGCUAUUGAUGCAGCCUGCUCUGAUCAGAGUGCUGCAGUUCAGUGUCUCCCGUUACAAACGGCGAUCUCCGGGAGAAGGAAAAUGCAACAAUCGGCAGCAGAGUUCAUCUGGAAGAAAUUAUUGUUCUGCAGCUAAGAGCUCUGACUGUAUUUGCUCUUCAUUCAAGGUCCACUAUUGAAAAUGAAAAGAGGGAAUAAUUAGAAAGGUUCAUUGACUUUGGCAACUGGAAUAUGUUUAUGAUAGGUGAAGGAUUUGGCAUUCAAACUUGCAGUGAAGUAACAUUGUACUUGGAUUUUGAAGAGUAGAUUGCUUUCAACUGUAUAAAAUUUACAAAAGAGAAUAUAAAUUACGUUUUUUUUCUUAAUGGACUUUUUCUUCAGAAUUAAAUGUUUUAAGACUUGCAGAUGUUGAAUAAUUAUGCAAAACUGAGAUUUUCAAUAAAUCAAGUUUAAACCUG